Messenger RNA from Girardinichthys multiradiatus, 4088 nucleotides. RefSeq names its product excitatory amino acid transporter 2-like. The transcript has 11 exons. NCBI's taxonomy places the organism in Eukaryota, Metazoa, Chordata, Actinopteri, Cyprinodontiformes, Goodeidae. Gene Ontology annotation, biological process: L-glutamate transmembrane transport. The record is from RefSeq and is a predicted model, not a curated record. Gene Ontology annotation, molecular function: L-glutamate transmembrane transporter activity; neutral L-amino acid transmembrane transporter activity; glutamate:sodium symporter activity. The coding region runs from base 105 to 2120 and encodes 671 amino acids. Gene Ontology annotation, cellular component: plasma membrane.
GACUUUGCCUCCUGUCCUCUCUUUAUCGCCACAUUUCUCUGCUCAGGGUCACUCCCGAUGCCUCGCUCUUGUUGGAUGGGAGACAGUGACACGCCACAGGCAGGAUGACAAACCAGCCGACAGCCAACUUGUCCAACACAAAGAGGGGAAAGCAGAAGGAGGAAACCACUGGAGAUGACAAUACUGAGCUUGCAUUUAAAGAUGCUGGCCACUGCAGCCGUAAUACCCACAACCUGCUCCUGGGACUCACUGUUCUUGGUGUUGUCAUGGGAGCAGUGUUUGGGAUGCUGUUGCGCUACAUGAUGGUGAAAGACGCUGCAGCCCUCACCAUGGUUUCCUUUCCAGGGGAAAUCCUCAUGAGGAUGUUGAAGAUGCUCAUCCUGCCUCUAAUCAUCUCCAGCCUUAUCACAGGUCUCGCUGGUCUUGACGCUCGCUCCAGUGGAAGAAUGGGAAGCAGAGCCAUGGUGUACUACAUGUCCACCACUGUGAUCGCAGCCAUCCUGGGAGUCAUCCUGGUACUGGGAAUCCACCCGGGGAACCCCAAACUGAGAGGCAGCACGAGGUCCACAGCCACAAAAAACCAAGAGGUCAGCAGCCUGGACGCUUUCCUCGACCUGAUCAGAAACCUCUUUCCUGAGAACCUGGUGCAGGCCUGCUUCCAACAGGUGCAGACGGUUUUGAAACAGGUGGUGGUCACAGCACCAAACCAAACUGAGCCCAUAGUGGAGAACAGGAAAAAACUGGAAUACAAAUGGGGCAUGAAUGUUCUUGGCUUGAUUGGCUUCUUCAUCACCUUCGGGAUCUGUAUGGGCAGGAUGGGUGAGCGUGGGAGAAUCAUGUGCGACUUCUUCAACAUCCUCAAUGAAAUCAUCAUGACGAUGGUUUCCAUGAUCAUGUGGUACUCUCCUAUCGGCAUUGCCUCUCUGAUUGCGGGUAAAAUUGCAGCUAUUGGGGACCUGGAGAUGGUUGCCAGGCAGCUGGGCAUGUACAUGGUGACUGUCAUCGUGGGCCUCGUGAUCCACGGGGGCUUGAUCCUGCCCGCAAUCUUCUUUGCCAUCACCAGAAAAAGCCCAUUUACUUUCUACUCUGGGAUUUUCCAGGCAUGGAUCACAGCUUUGGGAACAGCCAGCAGUGCAGGGACGCUCCCGGUCACCUUCCGAUGUCUGGAGGAAAACCUCAAGAUUGAUAAGCGUGUGACUCGCUUCGUGCUGCCAAUAGGAGCCACCAUCAACAUGGACGGCACAGCCCUAUAUGAGGCUGUGGCAGCCAUCUUUAUUGCCCAGAUGAAUGACAUAGCACUGGAUGGUGGACAGAUCAUCACUGUCAGUAUGACCGCCACCCUGGCCAGUGUUGGAGCGGCCAGUAUUCCCAGUGCUGGACUGGUCACCAUGCUGCUGAUCCUGACAGCUGUCGGGCUGCCAACUCAGGACAUCAGUUUGCUAAUUGCUGUCGACUGGCUGCUUGACAGAAUGCGUACCUCUAUCAAUGUGGUGGGUGAUUCGUUUGGUGCCGGGAUCGUGGACCACUUGUCAAAGGCAGAACUCGCGGAACUCGAUGCAGCAGAAACGCUCCCGACAGAGGAAGAGUUGGAUUUUAUCCCUCCGCCACCAAUCCUCACCGAAAUGGACCUCAUUGACCCCCUCAAGCCUCCAGAGCUGCCACCUCGGUCCCCUCGCCCACCUAAACUAAAUCAUCACAGCCAUGUUCUCUCCCAGUCCGCCACUUACUCACCUUCAUGUUCUAUCCGAUCGCCAUCACCACACUCCGUUCGCUCUCCCUCUCCACGAUCCGUCUGCUCCCAUUCCCCUCGACCUUUCCGUACUCAUUCGCCACGCCUCCUCCGCAGGAUGGAACCAGGCUACUCUGCCCUGCCUUGCCAUGAUAACCAGAUUUCCACAUUACCUCGCACUCACAGGGAGCGGGACAGGGGGCGGGACAGGGGGCGGGACAGGGAGCGGGACAGGGUCCGGGACAGGGAACGGGAGCGACUGAGACCCGAAAGUGAAACGGAGGAGGAGGAGGACAGAGAGCGAGUUCUGGGUGAAGUGAGCGACGGUGAGGAGAGUGACGACACUGCUUACGAUCGGCGGUGCGCCAUCCCACCCUGCGAUUUGCCAUAAUGCCAUAUUAGUCUGUUUGUCUCGGUUUUAUAACAUAUUUUUCCACUUUCUGCAUUGCUAUUUAGAAAAAUCCCGUAGAGGCUCAAAGUGGAAACUGUCACAGAGAUUAAAUCGCAUAUACCCUAAAUAUUGCGAUGAAAGUGGGGUCCCGUUGAAAUCUGGAACAAAGUACCUGAAGACGUUUUUGUAUUUUUCAUCAACCUAAGACGGUUCUGAAUGGCUGAAGUUCCUAAACUGUGUUAGAAAGAAAAUCGUCUCUGCUGUUGAUUAGAGGGGCAUGUUUCUGUUCUUACCAGACUUUAUUGCCCAAAUCCAAAGAAGUAAAUAAAAUAUUUCAACAUAGCAAUCGACAACAUGGGUGUCAAACUCCAUUCCUGGGGGUCCAACUUUUAGAUGUGUCCCUGGUCCAACACACCUGGGUACAAUAGCAGAAUUGCGAGAAACAUCUAGAGAAACAUCUAAAGGUUGUAGGACACUGAUCCUUAAGUACACCUGUGAUCCAGAAGAUUAACUUUACCUUUUUAAACAUUUUCACCGAAUUCCAGAGGUGACAAUAUUGGUCCCACUAAUAACUUUACAGCCUGGUUCUGUUCAAAAGCAACAGCUUUAACUGCAUCACUUUUCCAAAGCCAACAGUCAAUUAACCAUCGUGCUUUAUUACUAAAAUUACUUUUAGUUACAUAGGUUUAGGAAUUUGGACUAUCUUCAAAUUUGACUAACUUUGUGCAAUGCUCUGGUUGCACGAGUAGCAAACCUCCCCAUAGAAUUAUGCUGCCACCACCAUGUUUGACAGAUGAUACUGUUAUUAGGUAUAAAAGCUUCACCCUAAAUCCUUCAAACAUACCUAAUGUCGUUGUGGACAUUGUGUCUCUUCUGACCAUCACAUUUCUAUCCUGGAGGUCUUCGGCUUGUCUGUGUGGGCAGAUUUUGGAGCAGGGUUGUCUUUUUUGGUCUGCAACCCAUCAGUCUAAACAGAUGUAGAACUGGUUUCCAUGACAUUAACACUAGUGCCCAAGGAGUUUCCAGUUCAUGGCAGGAUUAAGUUCCUGGUGGUUCCUUGGUUAUUUCUGAGUAUCCUGAUUUCAGUCCAAUCUUCUCUCAUACCAACGCAGAGACGAACAGAUGUUAAUCCAUAUCAGCCCUGCCUACGCUGUACCUGUAAAACUAAAUCCCUCCCUUCCUUCCUUCCUUCCUUCCUUCCUUCCUUCCUUUCUUCCUUUCUUCCUUUCUUCCUUUCUUCCUUUCUUCCUUUCUUCCUUUCUUCCUUUCUUCCUUUCUUCCUUCCUUCCUUCCUUUAUAUAUCUGCCAUUAGGCUCAAAAUAAGCAUUUCAGUCAUUUUUAAAUGGCUUUAAGCUCUGACCAAGAACGCUGAAGAUUUGAAUAAGGAACAGUAAGACAUUUUUACAUGCCCCUUGUUUUUAGCUGUUGUGUUGAGAAACCUUGCUGCUUAACACUAGUAUUUAUUAAAAGUUUUAAACACUGAUUAUAAACAGUUAAUUCUUCUAAAUUAUGCCACCAUGCUAUAAAUAUACAUUCAAAAGCAUGUAACAAAGGAAACAUCCAGCAGAUGUGCAGGUGUUAUUUUUAUACACUUCUUUACCUUCCUGAAACUCUCCAGAGAUGCCCUCAAUACUCUUUCUCAUGUACCCCCAAAGCACUAACUGUUCUUGGUAAAAUUGUCUAUACUAUUUAAGGUUUGUAAUUUUUGUGGUUUGCGGUGUGAAAUGAUGAAUACUAGGCAAUAUGCUGUUUUAAUGUUGUUGUAUGUUCAAAUUUAUUAGUAUUUUACUCUUUUACUUUCUGUUAUUUUCACCUCUAAUUGCUGUAAAAUAGCCUAACUGACCACCUCUGUUCUGCUGGAUCUCCUUUCAUUUUAGACAGCUGCCCUACAUCCUUAAUUCCUAAACAGAUUUACUUGUCAGGUUCUGUGUAUAUUGUAAUAAAACCUUGUAAAUUUAUUUAAAGUAA